Messenger RNA from Mirounga angustirostris (Northern elephant seal), 2804 nucleotides. RefSeq lists its product as uncharacterized. NCBI's taxonomy places the organism in Eukaryota, Metazoa, Chordata, Mammalia, Carnivora, Phocidae. Bases 1 to 1419 code for a protein of 472 amino acids. The transcript is spliced from 2 exons. The record is from RefSeq and is a predicted model, not a curated record.
AUGACGUUCAGCCAGUCCACAGUUGGGCUGCAGCCCUGUGGGGGGGGGGGGCGGGGGGGAGGUGGUGGUGGUGGUGAUGAUGGUGGUGGUGAUGGUGGUGAUGGUGGUGGUGCUGGUGGUGAUGGUGGUGAUGGUGGUGGUGGUGGUGAUGGUGGUGAUGGUGAUGAUGUUGGUGGUUGUGAUGGUGAUGGUGGUGAUGGUGAUGAUGGUGGUGAUGGUGAUGGUAAUGAUGAUGGUGGUGGUGGUAGUGAUGGUGAUGAUGGUGGUGAUGAUGGUGGUAGUGAUGGUGAUGGUGGUGAUGGUGUGGUGGUGGUGAUGGUGGUGGUGAUGGUGAUGAUGGUGGUGAUGGUGGUGGUGAUGGUGGUGGUGAUGGUGGUGUUGGUGAUGGUGGGGGGUAGUGAUGGUGGUGGUGAUGAUGGUGGUGAUGGUGGUGAUGACGGUGGUGGUGAUGAUGGUGGUGGUGAUGGUGGUGAUGGUGACGGUGGUGGUGAUGAUGGUGACGGUGGUGGUGAUGAUGGUGAUGAUGGUGGUGGUGAUGGUGAUGAUGAUGGUGACGGUGGUGAUGGUGGUGGUGGUGGUGGUGAUGAUGGUGGUGGUGUGGUGAUGGUGAUGGUGGUGAUGAUGGUGGUGAUGGUGGUGAUGGUGGUGGUGAUGGUGAUGAUGGUGGUGGUGAUGGUGGUGAUGGUAAUGAUGGUGAUGGUGGUGGUGAUGGUGGUGAUGGUGGUGGUGGUGGUGGUGAUGGUGGUGAUGAUGGUGGUGGUGACGGUGAUGAUGGUGAUGAUGGUGAUGGUGGUGGUGAUGGUGACGGUGGUGGUGAUGGUGGUGAUGAUGGUGACGGUGGUGGUGAUGAUGGUGGUGGUGGUGAUGAUGAUGGUGACAGUGGUGGUGAUGAUGGUGACGGUGGUGGUGAUGGUGGUGGUGGUGGUGGUGGUGAUGGUGAUGAUGGUGGUGGUGAUGGUGGUGGUGAUGGUGGUGUUGGUGAUGGUGGGGGGUAGUGAUGGUGGUGGUGAUGGUGAUGAUGGUGGUGAUGGUGGUGAUGACGGUGGUGGUGAUGGUGGUGGUGACGGUGGUGAUGACGGUGGUGAUGACGGUGGUGAUGACGGUGGUGAUGACGGUGGUGGUGGUGAUGGUGGUGGUGGUGGUGGUGGUGGUGGCAGCGGUGGCAGCACAGGCUGCCGGGGCGUGACUGGCCAGCUCAAGACUCCAUGUGCUUGUGUGCAGGUCCUUGGGCCAGUCCCGGAGCAGGCACGGCUGGAUAUCUGCUGCCGGCUUCCUGCCCUCUCCUCCUCCCACAGCCUCACCCAGCCCAUCCCCAGACCCGUGUCCCUCUUGGUCUCAUGCCCGCCUCAGAAGAGGGGCCAACCCUGCCCACACCCCCAUCUGCGGCACACCUUCCUGGCCUGUGGGUCCGAGCUGUGAGGGGAGCCGUGGACCUGUGGAGGAUCCUUACUGGGCGCAGCCAGAAUCCAGCAACUCGUCUUGGAUCCCGCAGAGCUGACAGGGUCAGAGUCACAGGCCCAGAUGCGAGAGCAGCAGAGUGGUGCCCCAGGGACGCAACCAAACUGGGAGAGGAGGGGGAGAGGGUCGUCAUGCAGCCUGCAGAGAGGAGGCCCAGAGAAGCCCGUCUCUGAAUCAGGAUGGCUGUGGUGGACACCAGCAGUCCGAAGCCAACCUCCAGGCUGGAGGGAGGAAAUGAAUGGGGGACUGAUUGGAUUCAGAAAGCCCAGGGUAGAUCUGGCUUCAGGGGUGGCUGGAUGCAGGAAACAACGCCAUGCUGGGACCCUUGUCUCCCUGUGUUGAUGGCCACCGCUUCCCAGACCUCAGCUUCCAUCAAGCAGGAGCAGGUGAACUUAACCCACUGCUUCAAAUGGAAACUCAUCCCUGACCUAAUCACUAGUGGGCCAGACCAGGGGCACCCGCCACCACCUGGGCCAUCAGCACUCCACAGGCAGGUGGGGUCCCCUCAGGCCAGAGGAAGAGGAGUGUCCCAGGUUGUCAGUGGAAAGCAGACCGGCUGCUGGCAGUGGCUCUGGGGCUUAAACCCAGCAGGCCACUCAGCCUGCUAGACCUCAGCCUGCUGAGGCCUGACCCUAAUGGGGACUCUACUGGCAGCGGCCUGGAGGGAGCUCCAGGCGGGUCUCAGUUACUCCCCUCGGAGAUGCCCGCCCGUGUGGGGUGGGACAUGGAGGAGCCCAGACACACUUGGGGAGAUUCACAGCUCCCUGCAGAAUGCAUUUCAAGGACCUUGAGGCACAUGGAGUGCAGCCCAGUCACGCCUCUCUCAGUCUACGCCAUCUCUCAGGACAUCGGCAAAAGUGAAUGCAGCGGAGUGAAGCCAUGUGCAUUCUUUCCUGCUUUCAGCCACUGUCCCAGCUAUUCGGAGGGGCCUGAGGGAGACCCCGUUGUGAAGAUUGGCCCGCUGAAGGUGGCCAGCCCCACCAUGAGCUCUGUGACCUGCAGAAGGGCUGCCUUGCCAGCUCCCAGGAGACCGUCGUUCUGGUCUCAGGAAUGUCGUGACCCAGUAACUUAAAGACAGCCAUUUAAAAAUCAUGAAAAUUUGGAAUUCAUAAGUCACGCUAAAGGUAGUAAGCACUCAGGACUCCUCUCUUCCCAGUGAAUUUACUGCAUCUGACCGUCACGUGUGCUCUCAGGGGUAUUUGCGUCGACAUGUCUGCAUGACGCAGGUUCUCUAUGAUGGUGUGCAUCCUGCCCACCCGCCCGUUUGUGGACCUCAAGUUGGUGGCUUGAAAUUUGUCCCCCGGGAGGAUUCACACCGUGGAAAUUGAUAAAUGCUACACAUCAGG